Molecule: messenger RNA, 1890 nt
Organism: Otolemur garnettii (small-eared galago)
Lineage: Eukaryota; Metazoa; Chordata; Mammalia; Primates; Galagidae
Gene: MFSD6L
Product: major facilitator superfamily domain containing 6 like
Exons: 1
Coding region: 1-1794 (597 amino acids)
Cellular component (GO): membrane
Source: RefSeq, a predicted model, not a curated record
AUGAGCGCCAACCCACAAUGGGACGUCAGUAGGGCGCUGGGAGUGGCCAAGCUCUUCCACCUGGUGUGUGGGGUCCGGGAUGCCUGCGUGACACCCUUCCUGACCCUCUACCUGAGGCAGCUGGGCUUGGCCGUGCCUUGGGUGGGCAUCCUCAUGGGAACCAAGCACCUGAUCGCAGCCUUCUGGGGUCCUUUCUGUGCCUUCCUGGCCAAAAGCUACCAGAAACGGAGAGCGCUUCUAGUAGGCUCGCUGUUGGGCUCGGUGGGCGCCAGCCUGCUCAUGGUGCUGGUCCCACCGCUGGACAAACAGCUGUUGUACCACUCCUGUAACAGAAGCAGAAGCAUGACCACCACAGCCAUGCCACUGGGGCUCCCACUGACAGUGGCUGUCACCUCUGCCCAAGAGCCUGCCUCAAACCACCCAGCUGGAGCACCCAGCCUCCCAGGCAAGAGGAGUACUAGAGUCACGGGAGCCUAUGGCUUCAGAAAUGGACGCGGUGAAGGUGACCAAGAAACUGCCAGUGAUCUGCAUGGCUAUCUAGUAGGCUCCGCUGAAGGAGUUACAACCACAUCCCAAGGUCUUCUCCAUCCUGUCACCUCAGGGGUGAAAGACAGUUCCUGGGAAGGUGCUUUCGAGGUGGUCAGCACUGCCCUCCCUUCCCUUCCAGGGGGCACAGCAAUGGGAAGUCUGGCCAAUUUGUCAGUGGCAAAGGGCAAAGCCCAGGUCCUCAGGCUCUCCUUGGAAGGGUUGAGGUGGACUUUCAUCCUCUCCUUGGGGUCCCUGGUAUUCUGGGAGCUGCUGACGGCCCCUCUGGAGCAGGUGGCAGAUGAAAGCCUUUAUGAAUACCUGGAUUUUGUGGAUGCCACUGACCGGUACAGACGACUGUGGAUCUGGAGACUGCUGGGCAUGUCGGCAGGUGCAUGCAGCAUCGCGGCCUUGGUGGGGCAGCAGGACUGCUUCCUAAUGACCAACAGCCCCCGGGGUGUGGUGCACUUCUACGGCUACUCGCUGGUCAGCACCCUGGCCUUGCUGGUGAGCAUUGCCUUCCCUGUUCCUGUCUGCCGGCGGCGGGAGCACAGCUACAGAAGCGUCAAAGCACUGUCUCUCGUGGGAAGCAACCCUCGCCUGGUGCUGUUGGCCUGCACUGUCUUUUUAUUAGGAGCUAUGGCCAGUACUGUGCAGAACUUCUUGUUCUGGCACAUGGAGGACCACGGGAGCAGUGAACUGGUUAUGGGUUUCUCAGUUGCCCUCAGCCUGCUGGGGGAAAUUCUGCUUCAUCCCUUCAAAACGACAUUGCUUAGGAAACUGUCCAGGGUGGGCACAGUGGGGCUGGGGCUGGGCUGCCUCGCUGGGCAGCUGCUGUACUAUUCCUUCCUCUGGAGCUGGUGGUCUGUCCUCCCCGUUCAGAUCUUGAGUGCUGUCAGCUACGGGGCUCUGUGGUGGGCAGUUGGGGCCUCAAUAGAGGCCCUGGCCACUCCUGGCACAGAGAGGCCUCUGCGCACCAUGUUUCAAAGCCAUUUUUAUGGGAGUGGCUUUAGCCUGGGAAGCUUUGUGUCAGGCUUCGUGGCCAUGCGUUUCAGCCUGUCUCUGCUCUACCAGGCCUGCUGUGUGAUCCUGCUGCUCUGGUUGGCCUUGUUCCUGUCCAUCCAGCCGAGGCUGCCCCAAGAGCGGAAAAUCAACUACUCAAAGCUGCUUGCCAUGGAGGCAAGUGACAGCAGUGACUCUGAGCCGGGGACAGAAAGGGACUGGCUUGUGAAGGCCAUGAGGGAGGAACACUUAGACUGGAAGGGCUGAAAGUCAGAUGGCACUGAUCUGAGAAGGAGCUGAUGGGUUGGACAAAACUCAGUGCCCAGGAUAAAGUCCUACCUUGAACCACGGAGUCUUGGGAGA